Sphaeramia orbicularis (orbiculate cardinalfish) is the source of this 1711-nucleotide messenger RNA. RefSeq names its product malate dehydrogenase 1B, NAD (soluble) (gene mdh1b). Gene Ontology annotation, molecular function: oxidoreductase activity, acting on the CH-OH group of donors, NAD or NADP as acceptor; malate dehydrogenase activity. The record is from RefSeq and is a predicted model, not a curated record. The coding region runs from base 33 to 1475 and encodes 480 amino acids. Gene Ontology annotation, biological process: malate metabolic process. NCBI's taxonomy places the organism in Eukaryota, Metazoa, Chordata, Actinopteri, Kurtiformes, Apogonidae. The transcript has 10 exons.
CGUCUCAUAGCAACCAACGUCAUCCAAGGAAAAUGGCAAAAUUUGUCCUCGCUGGUAAAACGGACUGUCCGUAUUAUGCCAAAGCAGAACUUUUAGCAGACACUUUGCAGCGCUGUCUGCCAGACUUCCGGACUCAUAAAAUAGCCAUUCUUCCAGAUGAGUGGAAGGAAUGGCUUGAGUCGACCUGUCAAAAAAAUGGAUGGAAACAUGUGCAGUCUCCUUUAAUCUGGAGGGAGCUGGUGGACCAAGGAGGCAAAGGGAUGUUUCUGGGGGGCUUCAGUGACUUUCUCGAACAUUGCCAAGACUAUUACAAUAUUACAUCAGAUAUGUCGACAGAAAUGAUGCUGAAAGUUGCAGAAGAGAAUCUUUCAGCCAAAAUGAGCUUGAUUGUGGAUGAACAGCAACGUCUUAGUCUCAUUCAACCCUUUCGUGUAUGGAUCACCAGUGCUCUCAGUCCAACUUGCCUCUUCCUGAUCCCGAAUCUGCUCUCCGCUGAGGUGUUCCCUAAUGUUUCCAUGAUCAGCAUCCACCUUUUGGACCUGGAAGGAACCAAGGAAGACCUGCAGGGCCUGAAGAUGGAGACAGAGGACCUGGCAGCCCCUCUGCUUUACCAGGUGACCAUUCAUACAGAUCUGGAGCUGGCGUUCCAGGAAGCAGACGUCAUUGUGCUUCUGGAUGAUCAGUGGUCUGAUGACAGCGAUGGAGAGAAUGAGGAGGAAAAGAAGAAUAUGAUCAAAAGUAUCACAGAGUGCUACAAAGAGUAUGGACGUCUGAUUAAUGAGAGGGCGAAGAAGGUAGUGAAGGUAAUGGUGUCUGGUGACUCCUUUGUCAACCUGAAAUGUUCGCUGCUACUGGAGAAUGCUUCCUCCAUUAAUUGCUGCUGCUUUGUCGCCGCGGCAACCCAGUUAGAGAAUGAAGCCAGGGUUGUCAUUGCAAAGAAGCUGAAUGUGACAACAUCAGAUGUUACAGAUGUCAUUGUGUGGGGAAACAUCAGCGGCAGUUUCUUCAUCGACCUACAGAGGGCAAAGGUUUACAACUAUGAUGGAGCAAUCAAAGGACCAGCUUUCUUUUCCCAACCAGUCCAACAAAUUAUUUACGACAGGAAAUGGCUGGAGACAGAGUUUCAAGACUUGGUACGGUACCAGCGUGCAGCUGUUACGUCUAAGACCUGCAGAACAGCUGCCAUGUCAGCUGCCAAUGGGAUCCUGACGGUGCUGAAGGCUUGGAGUGGGACUGGUAGGACAGAUCAGGUCCUCUCUGUUGGUGUAAUAUGUCUGGGUAAAUAUGAUCUCCCAGAAGACGUCAUUCUCUCAGUGCCAGUGACUUUUACAGCUGGUAAAUGGUCCGUGGUGCCUGAAGUGAACAUUGAAGACAAGCUGAGGGAUAAACUACGACUUUCAGCAACAGAACUUAGACAGGAAAAAGAACUGGCAACAGAAAGUGUAACAUCUGGGGAAGAUGCUACAACACAUUAAAAUUUCACACUUUUCCCUUAGGAAUGUUAUGGAAAAUAAAAGAGUAAUUUCAGUGUUCAGUUUUGCUUCAGUUUGUUCUUUUAUUCUCUUUACUUUCACAUGUGGAGUUGCAGUUUUAAUUUACCAGUUUAAUAACAAUACAUCAUUUCUGCUUUGUGAAACUCGUCCCUGGCUGUUAUGUUUCUUUUUUUUAGAUGUAAAAGAUCAAACUGAGUACUUUAUGGAAAAAGGAGAAA